UUAAUUCAACAUUUUCCACUUCCUUAGGCAGGCUGAGAGGAAAGUCCAAACCAAGAGCUCAACAGAGCUUUAAAUUGUCUUUGACUCUGGUCUGCCAGCUUUGGUUACCUAAAAUCAAAUUCGAGUGACGAAGGAAAGGUGGUUCCAGGUGCAUCAUUCUGUUGACAAGAUAAAAUUUUAAGUUAAAUUAAAGAUGUCUCGGAGACCAGCUGGGAUUGCAGCCAUAAAGAACAGAAGUCUUGCCCAGGCAAAGUACAAAGACAAAGGCUCUGAAAUAGCAGAGAAUCAGUUUGCCCAGAUGGGAAAGCAAAUGGAAAUGUUCAAACAUAACCUAGAAGAAUUCGCCACAAAACAUAGAGAAGACAUUCGCAAAGACCCAGAGUUUCGACUUCAAUUUCAAGAAAUGUGUGCUUCAAUUGGUGUUGAUCCUCUUGCUUCCAGUAAAGGCUUCUGGGCAGAGAUGCUUGGAGUUGGAGACUUUUACUAUGAACUUGGAGUACAGAUUGUUGAAGUGUGUAUGGCUACCAGUAAAAGAAAUGGAGGACUGAUUGGUUUGGAUGAGCUGAGAAGAAAAGUAGAAGCUUCCAGAGGCAGGACUUCACAAGCAAUAAGCACAGAUGAUCUUCUGCGUGCCAUCAAGAAGUUGAAGAUCCUGGGUAAUGGUUUCUCAGUCCACAAAGUUGGCCAAAAUUUCCUUGUACAAUCUGUACCAGGGGAAUUGACGCUGGACCAUACUAUCGUACUUCAGCAAGCUCAGGAAAAUGGCCAUGUCACAAAGUCAGGAAUCAUCAGUAAUUUAAGCUGGGAGGAAGAAAGAGCAAAACGGGCAUUGGACUUUAUGGUCAAGGAGGGCCUUGCUUGGGUUGACGAUCAAGGAAGGAAGGAACGUUCAUUUUGGUUCCCAAGCCUCAUCCCUGAUUUCUCGUCUACCCCUGUUGCAAGCUGAUGCUGAAGUGGACCUUGCUUUGGAGUAUUGACAGGUGUUGACCAUGGCUGUGACUGAUGAAACAAGCUUUUGAAUUAUUUUUUUCUUUUUGUUUCAGUGUUUGAAAUUAAGUCUUCCUAAUUCUGAAUGAUAAGGUAAGGAAAUAGAGAGGAAAGUGAUUGUUAUUGUGCCUAUGAAGGAAACUUUCUUAGAUUUUUUAAUAAAGUUUCACUGUUUACUGAAGA
This is a messenger RNA of Aplysia californica (California sea hare), 1170 nucleotides long. RefSeq names its product vacuolar-sorting protein SNF8. The record is from RefSeq and is a predicted model, not a curated record. Bases 194 to 946 code for a protein of 250 amino acids. Gene Ontology annotation, cellular component: ESCRT II complex. The transcript has 8 exons. NCBI's taxonomy places the organism in Eukaryota, Metazoa, Mollusca, Gastropoda, Aplysiida, Aplysiidae. Gene Ontology annotation, biological process: protein transport to vacuole involved in ubiquitin-dependent protein catabolic process via the multivesicular body sorting pathway.